Messenger RNA from Spinacia oleracea (spinach), 2919 nucleotides. RefSeq lists its product as uncharacterized. Gene Ontology annotation, molecular function: nucleic acid binding; RNA-DNA hybrid ribonuclease activity. NCBI's taxonomy places the organism in Eukaryota, Viridiplantae, Streptophyta, Magnoliopsida, Caryophyllales, Amaranthaceae. Bases 1 to 2919 code for a protein of 972 amino acids. The record is from RefSeq and is a predicted model, not a curated record. The transcript is spliced from 2 exons.
AUGAUAUCAGCGAGGAGGAAAUUCUAUGCAGUUGUCAAACUGGAUAUGAAUAAGGCUUAUGAUAGAGUGCGCUGGGAGUUUUUGUUCCAGGCCUUACAAGCUUUUGGCUUUCCUCCUUACUGGAUCAACAUCAUUAGGCUGUGCGUCACGACAGUGUCAUAUCAGGUCCUUGUAAAUGGUGAGCCUACUCGGGCUUUUCAACCACUCUGCGGGUUGCGUCAAGGGGAUCCUCUUUCCCCUUAUUUGUUUGUUCUAUGCAUGGAAGUGUUCUCUUCUAUUUUGCACCGUGCGGAAAGGAUGCACUUGAUUGAGGGGAUUUCUAUAUCUCGUGGUGCUCCUUCGAUCUCACACUUAUUCUUUGCUGAUGAUUCUCUCCUCUUUUUCCGUAUGUCGCCUGAAAUUUGCGACCAGGUGCUUGCCUUGCUGUCUGAGUUCAGCUCCAUUUCGGGCCAGGUGAUUAACUACCAGAAAUCCUUUGUUAACUUCAGCCCUAAUACUCCGCAGGACUAUUGUGAUUUCCUGGCUGCUUCUUUGCGCUUGGGGCAGCGUUCUUCGUUAGGGCCUUAUCUAGGGGUUCCUGUGGACAUGGGUCGUUCUAAAUGUGAUGCAUUCUACGGCCUAGUGGAUUGCAUAGCUCGCCGAAUUGCUAAUUUUGCUUCCUUGCGCAUGUCGUCAGCGGCAAAAUUAGUGGUUAUCAACUCCGUUCUAGUGGCCUCCAUCACACAUGUUCUUGCAGUUUUCAAGAUCCCGAAGUCGAUUUGUGAGCGGAUCGAUCAAUUGUGUCUUCAGUUUUGGUGGCGUUCUUCUGCUGAUUCCAGGGGAAUUUCAAUGCUUCCGGCUUCUAUUUUACACCUUCCGAAAGGAAUGGGGGGUCUUGGUAUUAGAAGUAUUCAGGAUUUUAAUCAGGCUCUCCUAGCGAAGAAUGCUUGGCGUAUUGUUCACAACCCUCAACUUCUUCUUUCGCGCCUUUUCAGGGUUCGUUACCCGAAUCUUAGUCUUGCUGGCUCUAGGGCUUCAGGUUCUCGGCCUUCUUGGGGAUUUAGGAGCCUUGCUGUAGGGUUCCAAGUUUUGGAUCAAGGGAUAGCUUGGAAACCAGGGGCAGGGAAUCAUAUUCGCAUUACUCAGGAUACUUGGGUUCCAGGUAAUUUGGUUCGGUUCAAGGCAUCGGUUAUUGAGUCGGUUAAGCCUACUCAUGUUUCCUCAUUACUAGAUCCGCGUUCCUACGCGUGGAAUGUUGAGCUGGUGCAUCAACUUUUUGAUGACCACACAGCUAGUCAGAUUCUAGCUUUGGAACGUCCUUCGGUACAGAAGGACGACUUUGUCUACUGGAAAUUUUCUUAUGAUGGAAAGUUUACGGUUCGUUCAGCUUAUGCUAUGCUCAUGGGUCAGAACCACAAUGUGGCCUCGCAGACUACAAUUCCCUCUGCUUCUUGGUGGAAACAUUUUUGGGGGCUAAAGAUUAUGCAUAAGCUUAAGGUUUUCUUUUGGAAAUUGCUUAGGCACUCUCUUUCGUUAGCCUCCAUUCUUCAAAUGGGGGGUAUGCCAAUAGAUCCAGCUUGUUCCUUUUGUCAUCAGUUUCCUGAGACUUUUGAGCAUUUAUUUAGGGAUUGCCCCUUGAUAACCCAAUUCUGGGCUGCUUCUUCUUCUCUUCAAGUUUUGUUGCCAAAUCCGUCAGGCUCUUUGGAGAAUUGGUGUAUGGGGUUUAUGGCAAACUGUUCUUCUUCACGUUUUCACCAGGCUCUGUUAGACAAAUUCAUUUCUCUGUUAUGGUCUGUGUGGAUUCUCCGCAAUAAUAUCAGGUUUCGGAAUGCUGUCUGGGAUCCGGGAGCGUUGUCAGCUUUAUUGGUUUCCUGGACGGUGCGCUGCUCUGAGGUUCGUGCAGUUUCUCCCCCUUCUUCAAAUCAAUCGCGUACUCUCUGUCCUAUCCCGUUGGACCAUCCAGGGCUUUCUCGCCCGGUUAUGGAUUUCUCUGUUAUUUGUCUCAUUUGUGAUGGUGCUUGGAAUUCCACAACCAAUGGGGUUAGGUUGGAUUCUUCAAGAUCCUAUAACUCUGUCCCAUUCUGGGGGGGGGGGGGGCAGGCCUGUGUGUUAGCUUCAACUUUGCAGGCAGAAUUAUUGGCUUGUCUUUGGGGGCUUCGGAUGGCCAUCAAUCGUGGUUUUACUAAGGUUCUUCUGUUUUCGAAUUGUGCUGUGCUUAUUGACUUGGUAACUUCGUCUCAACCAGGUCCUGUUUCGAUUACAUGGGCUCUUCAGGAUUUGCGUCUUCGACUAAGGUCUCUAGAGAUGUUUUCAGCCCUCAAGGAUCAUUUAGGGCACUUUCCACGUUCCCGGUGUUCGGAGGUACGGUCGACGGCGGUGCAGGAGGUUCCCAGGUGGUGCAUCGGCGGCGGUGUAGGAGUUCGUCGGCGGUUUCCAGGUGUUUACACGGGGUGUUUUGGUGCGAUUUCCAGGGGGUUUUCAGGUGCUGUUUGGGUCCGUUUUGCAGGGUGGUUCAGGCGGUGUUUUGCAGGGUAUUUCAGGGUGUUUUUCAGGGUGUUUUGCAGGGUGUUUCAACCGGUGUUUGGUGGUCUGGUUUACGUGAAUUCGCAGGCGACGAUCUGGUUUGGUGGAGUUUCGAAGGAGGUUCUGUUACGUGGUUGGUGUACGUUGUUUGGCAGGGUGUUGGCUGGGUGCAGGAGGUUCGUCGGCGGCUUGUUUGACGCCGGUAGGUUGUUUGGUGGUCUGCUUUGGCCGGCAGUUUGUGUGGCAGUUUGUGUGGCAUUUGUGUGGUUGUCGGGUGCAAGGUGUUGGCUUGCUGUUUGUGUGGCAUUUGUGUGGUUGUCGGUGGCUGGCUACGUGGUUGUCUUGUGCGGUUGUUUGUGUUGCUGUUUGUGUGGUUGUCGGUGGCUGGCUACGUGGUUGGUGUACGAUAUUCGGUAG